This is a messenger RNA of Letharia columbiana, 324 nucleotides long. RefSeq lists its product as uncharacterized. NCBI's taxonomy places the organism in Eukaryota, Fungi, Ascomycota, Lecanoromycetes, Lecanorales, Parmeliaceae. The record is from RefSeq and is a predicted model, not a curated record. The coding region runs from base 1 to 324 and encodes 107 amino acids. The transcript has 3 exons.
AUGGAGCACAGACAUCAGCGAGCUCACCUGCCGAGGUCUCUAGCUGAGCUUGACUACGACCAAGGCACUGACCUCCGACACAUCGACGACAAGGACCUCAACUGCCACGACGAUCACCCAAAGCCAUGCUUCCUACUCCAUGGCAUUCAAGCUCAACAGCUUCAAGUGAUCGUGCUUACCAGUGGAGUGGACGAUGGUGAUCUUUUCACAUCAGAAGCCAACACUCCCACCACUGCUUCCAACAGCACUCUACCUUCCUCUCGCGGCAGCUCAACUUUGUCACAGCUAGCUAGCAGUCAGUGCUCUGAGCUUACAGAACUUUAA